UUUCAGUGCCGGAAGUAUGUGCUGCAACUUCGCGGUGAUCCUCUUGAAGCUAGGCUAACGGAGAGGAUGCCGUCGAUUGAAUACGACGACUCCAAGCCCAGCUGGGCCGACCAGGUCGAGGAGGAAGGAGAUGAAGGCACUCUACCAUCUCCUAAGGAAACCAUUAAAGGAAACAUAAAAACUGUCACUGACUAUAAAAUAGAUGAUGACGGAAAAAAAUCCAAGAUUGUGCGGACCUUCAAGAUCGAGACACGGAAAGCAUCCAAAGCUGUUGCCAGAAGGAAGAACUGGAAGAAAUUUGGCAACUCUGAGCGUGAUGCACCAGGUCCCAAUGUUGCUACCACUACAGUUAGCGACGACGUCUUUAUGACCUUUAUAUCCAGCAAAGAUGACUUAAAUGCUCAAGAUCAGGAAGAAGAUCCCAUGAACAAACUUAAGGGACAGAAGAUUGUGUCCUGUCGUAUUUGUAAAGGCGACCACUGGACAACCCGCUGUCCAUACAAGGACACCCUAGGUCCCAUGCAGAAGGAGCUGGCUGAACAGCUGGGUCUUUCUACUGGGGACAAAGAGAAGUCUCCUGGCUCUGCUGAACCAGAACCUGUGCAGCCUGCGCAAACCAAGACUGGAAAAUACGUUCCCCCGAGUCUGAGGGAUGGAGGAACGCGAAGAGGAGAGUCUAUGCAGCCUAACCGCAGGGCUGAUGAUAAUGCCACAAUCCGUGUGACCAACCUGUCUGAGGACACCCGUGAGACCGACCUGCAGGAGCUUUUCAGACCAUUUGGCUCCAUCUCAAGAAUUUAUCUGGCGAAAGACAAGAAUACCGGACAGUCCAAGGGAUUUGCUUUCAUCAGUUUCCACCGGCGGGAGGAUGCAGCCAGAGCCAUCGCAGGCGUGUCAGGAUUUGGAUAUGAUCAUCUUAUUCUCAAUGUUGAAUGGGCCAAACCUUCAAACAACUGAGGGAUACAUUAGACUUUCAACAUGCCAGAUUUUGUCACUGUAAAGUGUGACUAUGAUCUAAAUAAAGAUAAACUGUCACUAUC
Molecule: messenger RNA, 1040 nt
Organism: Xiphophorus couchianus (Monterrey platyfish)
Lineage: Eukaryota; Metazoa; Chordata; Actinopteri; Cyprinodontiformes; Poeciliidae
Gene: eif3g
Product: eukaryotic translation initiation factor 3, subunit G
Exons: 10
Coding region: 67-957 (296 amino acids)
Cellular component (GO): cytoplasm; eukaryotic translation initiation factor 3 complex
Molecular function (GO): translation initiation factor activity; RNA binding
Source: RefSeq, a predicted model, not a curated record